This is a messenger RNA of Solea senegalensis (Senegalese sole), 1897 nucleotides long. It is a transcript of the gene mal2, whose product is annotated as mal, T cell differentiation protein 2. The record is from RefSeq and is a predicted model, not a curated record. Gene Ontology annotation, cellular component: membrane. Bases 172 to 732 code for a protein of 186 amino acids. Gene Ontology annotation, biological process: myelination. The transcript has 4 exons. Gene Ontology annotation, molecular function: structural constituent of myelin sheath. NCBI's taxonomy places the organism in Eukaryota, Metazoa, Chordata, Actinopteri, Pleuronectiformes, Soleidae.
UUCGACCUGUUCGAGGUGGACGAGACUCCGCAGGAAUUUCCCUCUGCUGCUUUCGUUCCAUUUGUGUAACGGAGUGUGUUUAGUGGGAUACGGAGGGCGACAGACAGAAGAGAGGGGGAGACAGAGAGAGUCAGAGAGAGGACAGGGGACGACAGAGGGAGACAUAAAGAGAUGUCGGAACCAGCCGCUAAUCCCGCUGCCACCUCCUUCCCAGCGCCAACUAUCUCUCUACCUUUGGGACUGCCAGUACUGAGGACCUACUCCGGAGCUCUAGUCUUGUUAGAAAUAAUAUUUGGUGGCUUAGUAUGGAUCCUGGUGGCUUCAUCCAAUGUGCCGGUGCCUUUGCUUCAAGGCUGGGUGAUGUUUGUCUCUGUCACCAGCUUCUUCAUGUCCUCUGCCUACCUCACGCUCCUCAUCACUGGCCUGGCUGACCGCAUCAACACUGACUGGAACUUCUUGGAUGUGUUUUACCACUUCUUAGCGGUGCUUUUUUACUUUGCUGCCUUCGUCCUUGAGGCAGCGGUUACAGCAGCAAAUGGCGGAGGCUAUGUCACAAUACUGCCCAACAGCACUGAAACUGUCAUGUGUAUUCCCUACCCUCACAGCAACAUCUUCACGGUCAUGAACGGCAAACAGUACAGUAUUAAUGUGGCAGCCACGAUAUUCUCAUUCGUGGUGACACUAUGUUAUGGCUGCAGCAUGAUAAUGGGCUUCAAGAGGUGGAGGGCGUAAGCAGCACAAAACAACAUGAAACCAACUCCUUUUUGCAAAAGCUUCUGCUACACAGAUUAGUAAAGUAUAAAGUAUAGGAUUUCCCGAUGGGGAAACGUCAUGUCAGCAAGUGAAAGCGGCAUCAAAGCUACGAACGUCUCGAUGGAUAAAGGUUUUCAGCUUCAGUCAAAACAUCUGUCAACAGUAUUGGACAACAAGGUUCCCAGUGGAAUUCAUCUUUGGAGACUUUGGUUUCAAGUACCGUGGGUUGUGUCUGGGCUGUUAAAGGUAUUUUGAAAGCAGCAUUUAAGCAGCUGUUGUUCAGUUACCACUGCAUGUGUUUUAUUCCCCUGCUGCUAACCUGAUGAGUUCACUGUUGUGAAGCUUUUCUUAAUGUUGCCAGGAAAAUCCAUGUGGGACGCUUGGCAGAGUUGUGUAUUUUCGAGGCUGUACAGAGUAAUUCUUCAAGAUUUAAGCUCUGACAGUUAUGGUUUCAAUCCUUUGCUCACUUAUAGAUAUACAGAGGCACAUUCUCACAUUCCCAUAACCAUUAACGCAAAACAUGUCUUUGGAGAUGUGGACAUGAAGACAUUAUCGAAAAAUCCCCGAAAAGUCCUUGAGUCACGUUGGUGCUAAAUAGCUACAAACUCACUGGAGAGUUAAUCUGAUUGUUCAUUUCCUUUGACCAUUAUUUAAAAUGUGAGUUAAUCUGCUAUUUGAAUAGAUUUAAUCAUGUUAUGUGCACUUUUUCUUAAAUUUUCCAUAAUAUGUCUCACUGUUUAUCACAAGAUUACUGUUCAUUAAUCCCAUUUUACUGUUAAAACUGUUACUCACUAAUUUACUAAUGAAUAUAACUUAAUUCAAAUCUCGAUUUACUUGUUUUGGUGAUUUUUUAUUUUUACUAGAAACUCAUUUUAGAAGAGCAUCAAUCAAUAAUGCUUUUGUAUUUCAAACAGUGACUGAUCACUUGUUCAUAUGCUGUCAGUAGUACAUUUUUAAAGUUUUACUAUUAUUGUUAUUGUGUUAAUACAUUGUUAUAUUUUUCAAAUGAAUCAUUCUUAAUUGCAACAAUUAAGCUACAUACAUGUUCAUUUAAAGUAGUUUUAGGUGAAUAACCUUUGAUUUUUUGACAUCAGCUGUUGAACUUGUUGAACUGCAGAAUUAAAUAGUUUCAAAGAAAAACAAA